Peromyscus maniculatus bairdii (prairie deer mouse) is the source of this 2695-nucleotide messenger RNA. It is a transcript of the gene Dennd10, whose product is annotated as DENN domain containing 10. Gene Ontology annotation, cellular component: late endosome. Gene Ontology annotation, molecular function: guanyl-nucleotide exchange factor activity; small GTPase binding. The record is from RefSeq and is a predicted model, not a curated record. NCBI's taxonomy places the organism in Eukaryota, Metazoa, Chordata, Mammalia, Rodentia, Cricetidae. Gene Ontology annotation, biological process: regulation of early endosome to late endosome transport; protein transport.
AUGGGCGUGACCAAGUGGAGGGGUGGGGCCUGCGGCGCGGACCGGGGAGCGGCGGAAGAUGGCUGCAGUUGUGGCGACGGAUACACAGCUGAUGCUCGGAGUCGGCCUGAUCGUGACCAUCUUUCCACCAUAGAAAAGGACACUAAUGGAGAAGUUCUGUGGGUGUGGUGUUAUCCUUCCACGACAGCCUCAUUAAGGAAUCUGCUGCUCCGAAAAUGCUGCCUAACAGAUGAAAACGAACUUCUCCACCCCUUUGUCUUUGGUCAGUACAGAAGAACAUGGUUUUAUAUCACUACAGUUGAAGUUCCAGAUUCUUCAGUUUUGAAAAAGGUGACUCAUUUUUCUAUUGUUCUGACCGCCAAAGAUUUUAACCCAGAGAAAUAUGCCGCCUUCACUAGGAUAUUGUGUAGAAUAUAUCUGAAAUAUGGGAGCCCAGUUAAAAUGAUGGAGAGUUACAUUGCAGUUCUCACCAAGGGGAUCUGCCAGAGUGAAGAAAAUGGCUCUUUCUUUAGCAGAGACUUUGAUAGUCGAAAGGCAUACCUUGCAGGCUCCAUCAAAGACAUUGUAUCUCAAUUUGGAAUGGAAACUGUUAUCUUACACACAGCAUUGAUGUUAAAAAAACGAAUUGUUGUCUAUCACCCCAAAAUAGAAGCUGUCCAGGAGUUUACCAGGACUCUGCCUGCCCUGGUGUGGCAUCGACAGGAUUGGACCAUCCUGCAUUCUUAUAUGCACCUCCAUGCUGAAGAACUAGAAGGCCUGCAAAUGUGCACAGGUUACAUCGCUGGCUUUGUGGAAUUGGAGGUGAGCAGCAGACCAGACCUCUACGAUGUGUUUGUGAAUCUGGCAGAUAGUGAGAUCACCAUCGCUCCAUUCGCAAAAGAGGCCAUGACGAUGGGCAAAUUGCAUAAAGAAAUUGGUCAGCUAAUUGUGCAGUCUGCAGAAGACCCAGAGAAGUCAGACAGCCAGGUUAUACAGGACAUUGCCCUAAAAACAAAGGAAAUCUUCACCAAUCUAGCACCAUUUUCAGAAGUGUCAGAUGAUGGGGGAAAGAUUGUCCUCAGUGUUGAGGCACUGAAGCAAAAGCGAUUCCCACCUGCAACAGAGAACUUCCUUUACCAUCUAGCAGCAGCUGAACAAAUGCUGAAGAUAUGACUGUCCACAGCAAGCCCCACAGAACUUCCCUUUCAUUCCGAGUACCCGGUGGCAUUAUAUAGUAUUGGAAUUACAGAGGAAAUGUUCUAUUUUUAAUGGUUUAUUUCCAAGUAUUGAGAUCUGACCUGAGAAACAUAAAAACAAUUGCCAAUUUGAUCCAGUGCUGGAUAGUGUUUUAACUGCUGUCCUAAUGGUAGGAGCCAUAUGCUGUCCCAGAGUUUAAGAGUCGCACACAGAUUAGCACAUGCGAGCCUUCAUUGUUUGUCUCACUGUAGCCAUACGUUUAACGGUUUAUUUUCAGAAAGCUGCCUCACAGUUUGCUUUUUAUUCUUCUAGGAAAAAACUUGAAUUCCUCAUGGGAGAUUUUACUUUCUGAGCCAAACUGCUGUGUUUUCUGCAGAAUUAUCUAGAAUAUCAUUCAAGAGAUAUUGCAGUUGUACUUUCUUGUAAUAGAAAAUGUUUUGGGGCCUUUGAAAAUUUUGUCUGUAUUAUACAGGUUUUUCAUAGAUUUUGUACUGAGUAGACAGUUCCAGUAACACUUAGAUGUAAGCAUUCAGCAAAACAUCAGCCAUUGGUACUCUUGGACUAACUGCUGCUGGCAGUGCCUUUGGGAAAGAAGCCAGUCCCUGUAACAGGAGCCUUUUAAAUGUAAGAGACAACCCUUUGUUCUUGUUUGCAGUGCUGGAGCUAGAACCUGGGGCCUUGCAUAUGCCAGGCAAAUGCUUUCCCACCAAGCUAAACCCCCAGCCCAAUAUUCUUUCAUAUAUUGGUAAAGGAAUAUCAGAAUCAAAUUGCAGAGGCCAGACUAGACACUGUCUUCAGGUGACUGCAGUAAAAGUAAUCUGGCCACAUCAUAAAGGACACUGUUAUUGGACCUUCUUUUUUUUGUUUUGUUUUGUUUUGGGGUUUGGGUUUUUGGUUGUCCCCCCCCCCACACACACACACGGUUUCUCUGUGUAGCACUGGCUGUCCUGGAACUUACUCUGUAGACCAGGCUGGCCUCAAACUCAGAGAUCCGUCUUCCUCUGCCUCUUGAGUGCUGGGAUUAAAAGCGUGCUCCACCAGUGCCCAGCCUAUUGGACCUUCUUAAUUUGAGACUUUAAAAUUGCCAAAUAAGCACAAAUGUCUAAAUCAAGCAUUCCUAUGUCUAUUCAUGUUAAUUAUGAAAGGCCGCUUUCCUUCACUACAGUUGAAGAACCUUCAAACCUUAUCAGGAAACAUGUCUACUGGAUCUUUCUGCUGGGUGUGGUGGUGCACACCUUUAAUCCCAGCACUUAGGAGGCAGAGGCAGAAAGAUCUUUGUGAGUUGGAGGCCAGCCUGGUUUACAAAGUGAAUUCCAGGACAGCUAGGCCUGUUACACAGAGAAACCCUGUCUCAAAAACCAAAAAAGUUGGGUCUUCUUAAAACCUUAUUGUUAGACAUUUAAGUAAAAAUAAAAAAUGGCCUUUCCCUCUUGUCCUUGGGUGGGAACAGAGAGGACCUGAAAUAAGUUGUUUACUGGAGCUGACAAUUGAAGAUUAAAUUUGCACUUUAUGAACAGAA